AUGACCUUAUUCCUCUCAAUCAAAGUUCAUUUCCAAGGUGUGUUCAUCAACAAACCUUUUUGCUAUUCUGAUGGUUUUCAUCAUGUGCUCGAGAACAUCGAUUUUGUUGACAUUGCUUAUCAACGAGGAGUACAAGUUCCUGUUUACAUGGACCAUUUUGGUACUACUGUGCACGUAACUAAGGCAAAUGAAAAUGAAAAUGAGGAUAACUGUUAUGUAAAGUAUAACAUAUCAAUCGAAAGAGAAGAAGGUAUUGACCUAACAGACUUCAUGAGUCCACAACAAAGCAACAUGGAAGGAGUAACCUAUGAAGGAGUUAGUCAGACAAAUGGAAAUAAGGAGGUCACAGAAGGUGAUCAAAAAGAUGAUGAAUAUGAUAAUGUCCCAUAUGUGAAAGGAAAACCGAUGUUUAAUGAAGACAUACAUUGGAAGAAGAAGUUGACAAUUCUAGACAACUGGAAAUGGUUCUUAGAAAACUUACAAGAAGAUCUGCAUCUUGAAGGUGGGUUUGGUAAGACAUUGAUGUCAGAUCAACAUAAUGGGAUAAUUGAAGCAGUGAAAGAUUUAUUUCCAGAGAUAAAACAUAGGGCCUCAACUAAACCUCUUUUCAUUUCUGCAAUGAAAGGGAUUCAAAUGAUUAGCCCUGCUGCUUAUGUGCAUCUUAUAGGAAGGAAUCCAAACUCAUGGUCAAGAGCAUUUUUUUCAAAUAGGAAGGGGGAUAUUAGAUUGUAUGUGAUGCAUAGGAUGUGUAGUUUGAGGCAGAAAGGAAGUGGAUGGGGACAUUUUGAUGUAUGCCCAAACAUAAGGUUUGCCAUAAAUGAAUUGAAGGCCCAACAAAGGUACUGGCAAGUGAUUCCUAGUAGCCUGGAUACGUUUGAAACAAGAAACUUAGGAGAGUCUUAUGGUGUUGAUUUGGAAAAGAAAACAUGUGCUUGUAGGAUUUGGCAAAUGAAUGGAUAUGGUUGUGUACAAUCAGUGGUAGCCAUUAGUUAUGUAAAAAGAGAUGUCGAGACAUUUGUUGAUCCUUUAUAUUGUGAUUGCAUAUAUAUGAACACCUACAAGUACUCAAUAAAAUGCAUGAAUGGGAUUGCAAUGUGGCCCCCAACAGACUACAUACCACCUUUGCCACCUUUGAAAAGGAAGAUGCUAAGGAGACCCACUGUUAAGAGAAAGAGGGACAAUACUAAGGUUAGUGGACCACACAUAGUAUCCAAGGUAGGGAAAAAGAUCAUCUGUGGUGUUUAUAAGAAAUCAAGCCACACUAAGUCAACAUGUGAUGCAAUGUCAAAGGCCCAAAAAAGUCAGGUCAUAAAGAGGAAGGUUGAAGGUGAAGGUGAAACGAGUGCAUUGAGGAAAGGGAAUGGUCAAGGGCAAUGUGGGUCAACAAGUGGUGUGAUUAAGAAGAAUGGUGAAAAAAUAGGUAUGUGA
Molecule: messenger RNA, 1428 nt
Organism: Lactuca saligna
Lineage: Eukaryota; Viridiplantae; Streptophyta; Magnoliopsida; Asterales; Asteraceae
Source: the annotation of a GenBank genome assembly